Molecule: messenger RNA, 1147 nt
Organism: Cuscuta epithymum
Lineage: Eukaryota; Viridiplantae; Streptophyta; Magnoliopsida; Solanales; Convolvulaceae
Source: the annotation of a GenBank genome assembly
CCCACACGCCACAGCUGAGAAAAACCGUGUUGCCAAUUGACUUGCCAAUGCAGUGUCUCUGUCGCUAGAUUACAGUCAAACGGUAAGAUUGACUAGUGCCAGGAAGGGCGAAUUGUACAGUGGCUUGAUUUCUUUGGUAUUGAUCUCUUAGAAAAAAGGAGCCUUUCAGAAUAAUUUGGCCAUGUUCGACAUGACGUGGCUUGGUGCUAUCUUGCUCGGAGCUGGCUGCUUUGCUAUUGGGUAUAUCACUCGUGCACGUCAUUCUGCUAGCCUUUUUCUCUCAAGCAAAGUUUCUGGAAAGGCUGAAAUAGCUGUUGAUGGGAAGAAAAAAAAGGUGGCACAACCUCUUGAGAUUGAUAAACUCGCUGACAUUCUUAAGGACUUCAAGAUGGUUUUGGUUGUAAGAAAUGACUUAAAGAUGGGGAAAGGAAAGAUUGCUGCACAAUGCAGCCAUGCAACUUUGGGUCUCUACAAGAAGCUAUGUAAUCGGGCUCCUAAAGCUCUGGAAAGGUGGGAGAUGUGUGGGCAGGUUAAGGUUGUUGUCAAAAUUGAAAGUGAAGAUGAUAUGCUGGUUUUACAAGAAAGGGCAAAAUUAAUUAAGUUACCAACACAUAUAACCAUUGAUGCUGGGAGAACACAGAUUGCACCAAAUUCAAGGACAGUGAUGGCGAUUCUUGGACCCUCGGAUAUGGUGGAUGAUGUUACGGGUGGACUGAAGUUGUUGUAGUGACGAAAUCAGUUUUCCUUUUCUGAAGCAAGACUCACAAAAUUUGUACAAAAAAGUAACGGAACAUUCAUUGUGGAUUUCAGUAUUGAUAAUGACGAAAUGUCUCCAAUCUUCUUCAGUCAAGUGCAGUUGUAUUCCAUUGCGUAGACUUCAAGUAGAGAUGAAUAACUUUAUACUGACAUUCCUGUCAUAAGUGUCCUCCUUAACCUGUUAUGUUGUAGUACCAUUACUUUGUUCCGAACCAACAGAAAUACACUUUCCCUUUUUAUUGGUAUGCUGAAUCCAAUGAGUCUCAGUAAGAGACUAAGAGUUACAAUUAGGAAAUAGCGUGACGGCACUAAAAUGGAGUGUAUUGACCUUUAUUUCAAUUUGGUGGUUUACGACUAGUUAUAUGUUGAGAGCUUUUAAGUCUUUCACGAA